Messenger RNA from Lepus europaeus (European hare), 2463 nucleotides. It is a transcript of the gene SLC35H1, whose product is annotated as solute carrier family 35 member C2. Gene Ontology annotation, cellular component: endoplasmic reticulum-Golgi intermediate compartment; cis-Golgi network; Golgi apparatus. Bases 324 to 1418 code for a protein of 364 amino acids. The record is from RefSeq and is a predicted model, not a curated record. Gene Ontology annotation, molecular function: antiporter activity. NCBI's taxonomy places the organism in Eukaryota, Metazoa, Chordata, Mammalia, Lagomorpha, Leporidae. Gene Ontology annotation, biological process: UDP-glucose transmembrane transport. The transcript has 10 exons.
CCCCGCCCCGCGCGAAGUGGCGGCGCCUGGCCUCGUACUUCCGGCCGCGGGAUCAGGCUGGGAGCGCCCCGAGCCGAGCAGCGGACCUGGGCACCGUGAGCCCCGCCGCCCGUUGGCCAUGGGAAGGGUCGGCUCGGGCCAGCAGCCCCGCAGGUGAGGACGGCUGGGCUCCGCGGAGCACGGACAUGGCGGCGCAGGGAGCGCUCUGGCCAUGAGACAUCCUUGUUGAAAGCUGAGGUCCAGCUCAGGGCCCCUCUGUGGGCGCUCUUCACGAGAGGCGCCGUCCCCGCUGGCCCCGAGCUGGGGUGCUGCGGCCUCCGCGGAUGGGGAGGUGGGCCCUGGACGUGGCCUUUGUGUGGAAGGCAGUGCUGACGCUGGGGCUGGUCCUGCUCUACUACUGCUUCUCCAUCGGCAUCACCUUCUACAACAAAUGGCUGACCAAGAGCUUCCACUUCCCCCUCUUCAUGACGAUGCUGCACCUGGCCGUGAUCUUCCUCUUCUCCGCCCUGUGCAGGGCGCUGGUUCAGUGCUCCAGCCACAGGGCCCGCGUGGUGCUCAGCUGGGCCGACUACCUCAGAAGAGUGGCUCCCACGGCCCUGGCGACGGCCCUCGACGUGGGCUUGUCCAACUGGAGCUUCCUCUACAUCACCGUCUCACUGUACACAAUGACCAAAUCGUCCGCUGUCCUCUUCAUCUUGAUCUUCUCUCUGAUCUUCAAGCUGGAGGAGCUGCGCGCAGCCCUGGUCCUGGUGGUCCUGCUCAUCGCCGGGGGCCUCUUCAUGUUCACCUACAAGUCCACACAGUUCAACGUGGAGGGCUUCGCCCUGGUGCUGGGCGCCUCGUUCAUCGGCGGCAUUCGCUGGACCCUCACGCAGAUGCUGCUGCAGAAGGCCGAGCUCGGCCUGCAGAACCCCAUCGACACCAUGUUCCACCUGCAGCCGCUCAUGUUCCUGGGGCUCUUCCCUCUCUUUGCCGUGUUUGAAGGUCUCCAUUUGUCCACAUCUGAGAAAAUCUUCCGUUUCCAGGACACAGGGCUGCUCCUGCGGGUACUUGGGAGCCUCUUGCUUGGCGGGAUUCUCGCCUUUGGUUUGGGUUUCUCUGAGUUCCUCCUGGUCUCCAGAACCUCCAGCCUCACCCUCUCCAUCGCUGGCAUCUUUAAGGAAGUCUGCACUCUGCUGCUGGCAGCUCACCUGCUGGGCGACCAGAUCAGCCUGGUGAACUGGCUGGGCUUCGCCCUCUGCCUCUCGGGGAUAUGCCUGCACGUGGCCCUCAAAGCGCUCCACUCCCCAGGUGACCCCGGCCCCAAGCCCCUGAAAGGGCUGGGCUCCAGCCCUGACCUGGAGCUGCUGCUGCGGAGCAGCCAGCAGGAGGACGACGACAACGAGGACGACGACUUGGUGGCGCAGGUGCGGCAGUGAGCCGGGCAGCGGCGCGGAAGCACAGCUGUGGGCCUGGGCCGCCCUCGGUGGCAGCUGGAAGCGUGGAUCAGGAGCCACGGGUGUGGCGAGGGGCCUGUGGCUCCCACCCUGCCCUCUGGAUUCAGUGGGAGGAGCGAGCAGACUGCCCUCAGCUGCUGGCUGGGCUCUGGCGACCAGGACCAUUCGGAGGCAUCACAGCUCUCCGAGGGGCGCGUGGGGGCUGGGGCCUCAUCACCUGGACGGCCUUUCUCGGAGCAGGUGUAUUUAUAGUUGGGAGAUCUGGCUUACGCUGCAGUGGCCACGUUGUGUGCCUGGAGGAGCGGCAUCAGGGAGAUACCGUGGGCCGGGCCUCUCCGCUCCCUCCCCGGCCAGAGGCCUUUGCCCAGUGCGGGUCACGAACCAGGCCUCCCCUGUGUCACAUGUUCGCGUGUGCGCCUCGGGGCCCUCCGUGGGCACCACCACGCCCGGCAAGCAGGAAGUGGGUGUCUGCUGAGCGCCGGACCUCGCAGUCCUGACGCGUUCUCAGCCUGGAUUUGAACCCUAGCUCUGUGACCUUAAGCAAAGCACCUGCCGCUCUGCCGUAGUUUUCACAUUUGUGAAAUGGGACAGUAAUGUCUCAGUCAUUCUGAAGAUUAAGGGAGUCAAUAUUGCUAACAGUUAUUUUUAAUUAUCUUUAUUUUAAAAAUCAUUUCAACAACCAAGGAACCAAGAUCCAAAAGGUUAAAAAAAAUAAAACUCCUUAAUGUGUAGUGGAGGAACCAGUGCUGUGGUGCAGUGGGUAAAGCGGCCACACACGGCGCCUGCAUCCCAUAUGGACACUGAUUGGGGUCCCAGCUGCUCCACUUCCGUUCCCACUUCCUGCCGAUGCACCUGGGAAAGCAGUGGAAAAUGGCCCAAGUGCUUGGGCACCUGCACCCAAGUGGGAGACCCGGAAGAAGCUCCUGGCUUCGAAUCAGCCCAGUUCUGGCUAUCUGGGGAGUGAACCAGUGGUUGGAACUUCUCUGUAACUGCCUUUCAAAUAAAUAAAUCUUUAAAAAAAAAAAAA